Messenger RNA from Parascedosporium putredinis, 7668 nucleotides. The record is from the annotation of a GenBank genome assembly. Lineage: Eukaryota; Fungi; Ascomycota; Sordariomycetes; Microascales; Microascaceae.
AUGCCUGCCAAUUCCUCAGGCCGCAUUCAAAAGGCGAGGCGAGGCGUCAAGAAUGCCGCUCCUCACAAGAACCACCGGUGGGAGUCGUUUACGACCAAGAUCUCGAAACUCCAUACCCUCGAUCCCCUCAAGAAAGUGCGCCGGCACGAUCUCGAAACCGAAGAUGUCUCAACCACUACCUCGUAUCUUAACAAUGGGCUUCAAAGAUGGAACGAGCUCAACAUAUCCAAGACCUUUGUCUCCUUCAAGAGAGGAGCUAUCCCCAUCUCAGAGAGUCUUCCCCAGAUCCUCCAUUUCGAAGAGCGUAUUAUGCAGCUUUUCGUCCAACAUAUCUCCGAACAGGACAAGGAGAGCCUAGAACCCCUCCUCGAUCUUCUCACGGCAUUCGCUAGGGACCUUGGUCCGCGUUUCGAAAAAUACUACCCCACCGCCCUCCAGCUGAUCGUUGACAUCGCGAGCAAACCUCAACCCGUCGAGGUGAUUGAGUGGACUUUUACUGCUCUCGCCUUUCUAUUCAAGCGGCUUUACAAGCUGUUGACGCCCGAUCUUAGACCAACCUACGAUGUCGUGUCUCCCCUUUUGGGCAAGGCGAAGCGGCCGCCGCAUAUCGCUAGGUUUGCGGCUGAAGCCAUGAGUUUUCUUAUCAAGAAGGCUGCCGCGCCGAAUCACCGAGCAACUGCUCUUCCUCUUAUAGUGGAACAUACACGGAAGGAUCUCUACGAAGCAAGUGGUUCCCGCCAGCUUGAGCUUUUCCAGGACGGGUUGAUGACCAUGUACGCCGAGGCAAUCAAGGGAACGGGCCACACUAUUCACUCCACCGGGCCGGCCAUUUUUACGGCACUCUUGAGGUCUAUUCCGCCUCAAGACUUCAACUUAGUAGAUGUCCCGAUAUGGACAAAUGUGACUUGCGGGGUCCUGACUAGCAUCAUACACCACUCGGAUGCCGCAAACAUGAAACCAAUCUCAGAAGUCAUAUGCGAAUUCUCAAAGUCAACUGCAACAGAGAGCAACAGCCCGGAAGGCAGCAAGUACCCCAACGUACAUCUUGUGAGGAUGAUCGGUACACUUUCCGGGGUGCGCAAAGGCUCCCGGGUCGAUGACUGGGAAACCCUAGUGCAGUCCCUGAUGGGUCUCUUGACCACACCCGCACGAUGGGAGGAUGCUGGGCAAGACGAUACCAGGCAACAGUUCUGGAAAUAUGUCAUGAUCAACAUCGCCAUCGUUUGGCUAUAUGCGCCGGUUCACGCCCUCACACCCUCCAUUAUCUCCCUCACCACUACACUUUCUAGGGAUCCGUUUAGGAGUUGCUUCCAAGGGUUCAUCGUGAGCAACUGGUCGGACCAUGAGAACGAAGAUUUGCUAUGCAUCUACAUCAGCCGCAUGGCCCAGUCCCGCUCCAUCCCCACUGCUGGUGACAAGGAGGUGUUCAAUCUGCCUCGGCAAUGGCAAGACCAUAUCGUUUCCAAGUUUGAGAAACUUGAAGUGUCCCCUUUCCCCGAACGAGGUGUCUAUGACAAGGAUCCUCAGACUUGGCGAGACCGAUGCCUACCGAAAUAUGCCGCCCUCCUUAGAGUUCUGGAGUCCGCUGGAGUACACCCUUCCACGGAUGCCCGCAUUGCGGAGCUUCUGCUUCGAAAACUCAAGCUCGCGUUACGGCCGUCGUGCACUUUGGCAUCCGACGAGGUCCACUUUAUUGUCAGCCAGGGCCUCCAUGCAUAUCUUCGCAUGAGCGCGGCUGCCGGCAGUGUGGAUGGAGGCCUAGGCCCUCUUUGCGAGCUGCCGUCCCUAGCUCAGCUCGUGCAGGAUUCUAGCAGCGACGAUUCUCAGUCUUCUGAUGACGACACCACAAUCAUGUCCUUGAUCGGGAACCUGGCGAGCCCGUCUCAUGAACUCCGCCUUGUCUCCCUCAAAGUCCUAUCCGAGCUCGAAGGAACCAGCUCUCGGUCAAAUUACCCCACCGAGACUAUGCUUGAGAUCGAAGAGACCUCGGUCGAGCUUUCUAACAGUCGCAAGAUUGCCAUGCAUUUGAGAAAGCUUGGCGCUUCUUAUUCCUCAUUUAUCGAAGAUCCGUGGAUGUCGCUUGCUGUGCCAUCCUUCUUGUUUGGCAUGUUAAACGUCAAGAUGGCACCUGUCUGGGAUGGCGCCCUGGAGGCGCUACAGCAAGUCACUCAAACCAAGACAGGUGAAGACACGGUGGCUAAGCUUGCAUUCGAGUGGCUCAAUGUCCCCUCGCCAAGGUGGGCUGGCCCUCAGCAGCUAGGUGGAAAUGGUGCCGGAAAAUUCGUCUCUGAUUUCGAGUGUAAAAAUAUCCAGCACCUUGAGGCGCUUUCGGACCAAUUCUAUGGCAUCAUUCAGAACCCCUUCGACACCACCCUCAAAUCUUUCGAUGAGCAGCAAUAUACUGUCGAGCCUCACUCACCAAACGCUCGGGCGCAAGCACUGAAGGCUUUAUCCGCUAUCCCAAGGCUAGCCGAGAAAAGAUCGCGUCUCUUUGUCCCCUUCUUCCUCUCCUGGGCCGCCGCUAGCGAUGACGCACCCGACACUUCAGACUCUGAAGAAGAGCCUCAGGCUGCCAAAGGGUGGUCUCUUGCUGAUCGGAAAGCGAUCCUUGGUGUAUUUGGCCAAUUUGUGAACCCCAGGGUCCUUUACAAUCACGAACCGGUUUACGAAGCCCUCCUGCGCCAGAUGGAAAAUGGCGAUGCUGAUGUGCAGAAGCUCGCUUUGAAAGCACUCUUCACUUGGAAGCAGGAAGGUGUCAAGCCUUAUCAUGAAAACCUCGAAUACCUUUUGGAAGAACCACGCUUCAAGGACGAGCUCACGUUGCUUUUCCAAGGAGAGGAGCCCCGUAUCCGGCCCGAACACCGUUCAGAGGUGAUGCCAAUCCUCCUGCGCCUACUCUAUGGUCGGACCAUUAGAAAGAAGGGCGCGAGCGGUCGUCAUGGCCUCCACGCUAUCCGACUUGCCGUUUUGAGGAGUUUGGAUACGCAGAGUCUUGGGCAGUUCCUCGACAUUGCCGUCGGUGGUCUUCGCAAUGUCAGCGUAAUCGACGGCUCCGGCAAUACGGCGCCUGAUGUGGAUCUAGAAGUGGUGCCUAUUCGACGCCAAACCCUGCUCAAGUCCAUAUUAUACUGCUUGGUUUACGCCGCGCGCCAACUACAGCAAGCGGGUCAAGAUGACCAGGAUUCAAGCUCGGACGAUGGUGAGGAACAGAUCAGCAACACGUCUCUUCUACGAGUAGCUAGAACGACGGGUCUGAAGUGUCUCGUGGCUCUCUUGCGCAAUGCUACUGGGUACGAUUGGACACCGUAUGGUGAUCUGAUCGUCAAAGAACUCAUCAGCCCUCGCAUCGAAAAGCUCCCAGUUGAAACUGCCCAAGGUGUAUCCGGAUUGCUGCAACUUGUUUUCACGCUCUCGGCUCUUCCUAGAGAGUCCAUUUUCCUCUCUCUAGAUGGGAGGAUUGUCCCACAACUUGUAGAAUCGUUGGCGGUAGAAAAGGGCAAGCCCGAGGUCAAGGUCUUCGUCUUGAGCAUUCUCAGAAACCUCAUUGGCCUUGCCGUAGCGCCAGCCUCCGAAUCUGCGAAUAACGACCUUAUCCAAGAAGAACUUCUGAAGCCUGCCCUUGAGAGGCUGCUUACGAACAUCACUGGCCUUCUAGAGACGCCAAAUCUCGGCAAUGAGCUCCUAGAGAAUUGCGUCGAAACUAUCAUCGAGAUCUCUCCCAUCGUUGAUAACACGCAGAAUGUCCAAGGCGUCCUUGAGCUCGCCACAAAGUUCCUCGCCCAGCCAGCUCGUCGGGUCAGCCCUAAAACCAAGGGGCGCAUCAUUCUUGUUCUCGAACGCUUUGUCCAGUUCCAAGAGCCGCUGUCGAGCUCGUCUUCGUCUCCGGAGCUCAUUGGCAAGAUUCAUGUCUCGGUCGCGUCUCUCUUUAGCUACUUCAAGGACCAGGAGAAUCGAGACUCGUUAUGCCGUGUCUUCCUAGUGCUCGCACAAAAGGAUCCCUCCCUCCAGGAGUCUGCCGAGCUGUGCACGGAGCUCAACUCUUUUGCAGAAGGGCGCAUAGGCCAACCAGAUUACGACAGACGCCUAAAGACGCUCAACGCUCUCUCGGCGCCGCGCGAGGUGCCCUUUACCGCACAUCAGUGGCUAGCGCUACUUCACAACCUCCUAUUCUACAUCCAAGUGGACGAGGAGUUCAACAUCCUCUCGUCUAACUCGGCCGACGCAAUUCGGCAGUACAUCAAUGACGCUGCUUCGUGCACGGAUGAGAAGAUGCGAGCGGCUUUCGAACAACAGUUAAAGGACGUGCUUCUACCGGCCAUGUACAGUGGUGCGCGUGAGACCUCCGAUACUGUGCGGCGCGAAUAUCUCCGCGUAAUGGGCCGAUUGAUCUCUCGAAUGGCGCAAUGGCCCGCCGUGUCCGACCUGAGCGCGUUAUUGGACGAGACGGACGAAGAGAGCUCAGAGCCUCAGUUCUUCUUUAAUAUUCUGAGCCCUGCCACUUCGAGACAGCUCGAAGCGCUCAAUAUGCUGCAACUGGCCAAUGCCAAGAAGGAGAUGGGUAGCCAGAACAUAGCGCACUUCUUCAUUCCCGUUCUAGAACAUUUCAUCUUUGGUCGAGAGGAGCGUGCUGAUGACCACGGACUCGGCGCGCAAGCCACCACUGUCAUCGGUAACCUGGCUGCAUCACUGGACUGGAAACAUUACCGUUCCAUCUUGCAGCGUUAUCUAAGCUAUAUCUCGUCGAAGCCCGAACACCAAAAGGCUCUAAUCCGUCUCCUUGGUCGCUUUGUCGAUCCGUUGUUGGAGGUCGGUGAGCCUGCGGCUGUUGAUUCGAUGGACUUGGAUGCGCCUCAAGAGGACUCCGCCAAGACUACUAAGCGGCUAGGCCAGACGAUUCCCGGAAGUGAAAAGCUCACGUACGACAUUAUCCAAAACUAUCUACCGCCCCUCCUGAAGCACCUACACGAAAAGGAUGAGUCCGAGGUCAGUUUCCCGGUUCUCACCGACAUCAGCCACAUCUUGCGAAGUAAAGCGGAUGACUCGCGAGACAUGGCAAGAGAUACGCUCGUCAAGAUUUCGCUCAUUCUUGGGCCGCAGUACUUUGGCUUUGUCCUCAAAGAACUCCGAGGUGCUCUGAGGAGAGGGAGCCUCGACUACUGCUUGGUGCCGAUUGUUAACGUGAUCAUGGAUGAUGUCUUUGGCGUCACUGGCCAGGAAAAGGAUGCCGAGGAAUACACAACCCAGAUGAAGGAAAUCAAGGGCAGUAAGAGUCAGGAUUCCAUGGAGCUCAUUGCGAAAACCGCCUCCGUGGCCCAUCUCGUUGAUCUGAUACGGCCCAUCCAAGCCCUCCUGCUUCAAAAGGUUGAUCUGCGCAUCGUGCGCAAGAUUGACUCGCUUCUGUCAAGAAUCACAAGUGGUCUCCUCCAUAACCCAGCCGCAGAAAGCCGAGAUACCUUGGUAUUCUGCUACGAGGUGGUCCAGGAGGUGUACAAGGCGGAAAAGGCCGUCCAGACCCCCAAGAUGGACCCGAGGGUAAAGAGGUACCUCAUUCAGAAGCAAGCGAAGAAGAGCGGCGAGCGCUCCAUUACGAACAAGCACACGUAUAAACUUGUGCGCUUUGCCUUUGACAUUCUCCGUGCGGUAUGGAAAAAGCACGACAGUCUCCGCAACGCGGCCAACAUCACGGGAUUCAUCCCGAUUUUGGGCGACGCUGUCAUGGACGGCGAGGCGGAGGUGAAGACUUCGACUUUCAAACUGCUCAACGUCAUCGUCAAGGUUCCCUUUGUGAAUUCCGAUACGAGCGGCCUAUACAAGGUCGCGGUAAAGGAGGCCACAAAGGCCAUUGGGACGUCUUCCUCGACCACCUCGGAACUCUCCCAAGCAGCCCUAAAGCUUAUUUCCAUUGUUCUCCGAGAGAGAAAGGACGUGGUUGUGAAGGAUGCGGCCGUGGAUAUGUUGGUGCAGAAGCUCAAGGACGACCUGACAGAUCCCCAAUACCGGUCCGUCACUUUCAGCUUCCUUCGGUGUGUCCUAGACCGGAAGAUUGAGACGGCCUCUGUCUAUGAUAUCCUCGACUACGUUGGCACUAUCAUGAUUACCAACGACGACAAGGAAACGAGAGACCUCGCCAGAGGUGCCUUUUUCCAGUUCCUUCGUGAUUAUCCUCAAAAGAAGGCCCGGUGGGCGAAGCAAGUCAACUUUAUCAUUGCCAAUCUCAAGUACGAUCGGGAGGGAGGACGUCUCUCCGUGAUGGAAGUUAUUCACCUCCUCCUUCUCAAAUCCGCCGACGAUUUUGUUCAAGAGAUUGUCUCCACCUGCUUCCUACCCCUCGUCUUUGUUGUGGCCAACGAUGACAGCGAAAAAUGCCGGCAAGCCGGCGGAGAAUUGAUCAAGCAAAUCUUCAAGAAGGCCGAUAAAGAGCAGACGCAAAAGUUCCUCACGCUUUUGCGUUCGUGGCUUGCAAACGAAGAUAAUCUGGCGGUGUCUAUGCUUGCCCUCCAGACUUUUGGUUUUUACUUUGAUGCGAGCGAGCGAGCCACUAAGAACGAAAAAGACCUACGGUUGCUUCUUGAUCGCAUCGAGGGCCUUCUCAGCACCGAAAACGCGAACAAGGACACCGAUGGUGAAACUACCAACACGACAAUUGAUGCCCUUCGCAUCGUCACGAACAAGUUUCCGAGCACGCUCUUCCAUCCCGAUUGCCACGGACUCUGGCGGCUUAUCCGGCAGUGCAUGGUCCAUCGCAACAAUUCGGUCAGGCUUAACUCUGUCCGGCUGAUGGCGACUUAUCUCCUCCAUUUCGCAGCUGGUAGUCGAGAGACUGAGAGUGGCACGAUUCUUGUUGGCGAGCAUGGCGCAGAGCUUCAGAGUUCGGAUAUCGAAGACAUUGCCGGAUUGGCCAUUAGAAUCCUAAGCACGCCCAUCAUCCCAGAAGAGCUUGCCACCGAAGCAGGACAGAUUCUCAUCUUCCUCGGACCCCGCCUACCGCAAAACGUGGAGGAUCCAGCGGCCUCGGGCUCCGACGACGAAAAUGAAGAAGAUGGGGAUGAAGGAGAACAAGGGGGAGAAGAGGACGGCGACAACGAUGAUGACGAUGACCCCUCAGCAGAACCCGAAGGCGAGGAUGAGGGAGAGGACGGCAAAACUUCUACCAGACGCAGGAAAGACCUGCACUUCCUCUUCUGGAAGCUCUCGUACAUUCUGAGGAAGCAAGGCGCGGCCAAGUCUGAGGGAGUGAACGGCAAAGUCACGGCUAUGGAAGUGAUGGAGACGCUAUGUCGCCGCCUCGGCGUGGACCGGGUCCGAGGCUCCAUCAAGACCAUUCUCGUGCCACUCCACCACUUGACGGACAAGUUCAUCCCGACGCCGUCAUCCACUGACGAGCAGUUCAAGACCAAGUACGAAGGCUUAAAGGUGCGCGCGCAGAUCCUCAUGGAUUCGCUCCAAAAGAAGCUAGGCACGGCCGAAUACAGCAGGUAUCUCUUGGAGAUUCGAGAAGGAGUGCGAAAGAAGCGAGAGCAGCGAUCGGCGAAGCGCAAGAUCGGAGCGGUGGCGUAUCCGGAGAGGUUCGGGCGCGAGAAGCGCAAGAAGUUUGAGAAGAAGAAGGAGCGGAGAAAGGUUAGGGGCCGGGAGCACAAGUCCCAGAGACAGGCGUUCAAGGGCUGGUAG